Prunus dulcis (almond) is the source of this 1225-nucleotide messenger RNA. RefSeq names its product histone H2B.2-like. Gene Ontology annotation, biological process: nucleosome assembly. The transcript is spliced from 2 exons. Lineage: Eukaryota; Viridiplantae; Streptophyta; Magnoliopsida; Rosales; Rosaceae. Bases 1 to 1089 code for a protein of 362 amino acids. The record is from RefSeq and is a predicted model, not a curated record. Gene Ontology annotation, molecular function: protein heterodimerization activity; structural constituent of chromatin; DNA binding. Gene Ontology annotation, cellular component: nucleosome.
AUGUUGGAGGACCCACCGCAAAAAUCUUCUCCUGGAAAGUUCAGUCGAAAGAUUUGGGAACUUGGGAAUGUAGAGUUUCUUCUGUUACAAUCCAAACAUCUCCAUUUUCAAAUCCAUUUUCUAAGAGGGAAAGAGGCAACUUUACUGCAAGCAAAUAUAGGGCCACUACUGUCAAAAAUGGCCCCGAAGCGCUCAACGAAGACGGUGGUGAAGACCACCAAGCAAGUUGUGAGAGAAACAGUACAAGUCUCAUCAGCGGUUCAAAGCAAAAGGCGGAAGAAGCAGAGUGAAGACAGUGGUGAUCAAACUCGGAAGCCAGUCAAGACUAUCAAGACUAUUUCCAUUGAAACCCAAGAAGAAAAUCAAACCCAAAACGUGGAAAUCUCAGAGCCACUCAAGACUAGAAGGAUCCCCAUUCAAACAGAAGAGGAAAACCAAAUCCUAAAGGGCCAAAACGCUGAAGCAAUAACCACUCUCACUUCUGAUCAGAAAGAGGCAGCAGAAGAAGAAGAAGAAGAAGAAGAAGGAGAAAAGAAAGAAGAUCACGAAGACACAGUGGAAACCAGUAUAACUUCUGAUGAGAAAGAAGACGAACAGAAAAGUGAAGAGGUCAAGACCCUAGAAGGAGAAAAGGAAGAUCCCAUGGAAACCAAUACAACUUCUGAUGAGAGAGAAGAAGAGGAAGAAGAAACAACAAAGAAAGAAGAGCACAAAAGUGAUGAGGUGAAGACCCAAAAAGGAGGCAAGAAAAGUAGUGAGAAGAAGAGGAGGAGGAGAGAGAGAGGUGGAGGAGAAGAGUACAAGAUAUAUGUGCAUAGGGUUUUGAAGCAGGUGCACCCUGGCAUGGGAGUGUCGUCCAAGGGCAUGACAGUGCUAAACAAUUUGAUGAACGACAUGUUUGAGAGGCUGGCGGAUGAGGCAGCGAGGCUGACCAAGUACACGGCAAGAAAAACCUUGUCGUCUAGGGAGAUUCAGGCGGCAGUGAAGCUGGUUUUGCCCGGUGAGCUCGGGAGACAUGCCAUGGCAGAGGGGACCAAGGCUGUAUCAACCUAUGUGUCCAAUAAUCAUGGAAGACAGUCCAAGUCUUAAUUAGGAUUUAACCAAAACAAGAGUCUUAAUUAGGAUUUCGUUUUAGUUUGUUUAUUUAUAGAUGUUACUUUCUUUUUGUAAAUUGGUCUUCUUUCUUUCUUUGUUUUGGGUUCGGAUAACCAUGGGUAGAGAUGAU